Colletotrichum acutatum is the source of this 474-nucleotide messenger RNA. RefSeq lists its product as uncharacterized. The record is from RefSeq and is a predicted model, not a curated record. NCBI's taxonomy places the organism in Eukaryota, Fungi, Ascomycota, Sordariomycetes, Glomerellales, Glomerellaceae. Bases 168 to 380 code for a protein of 70 amino acids. The transcript has a single exon.
UUCGCAGAUGUGGGGUCCUGUCAGUGUCACAGAAGCACAGAGCAGCAGCAGAAGAGAGCAAUAAUCAGGAACAGCUUAACAAAGAGACCAGAGGGUGGAGUCUGAAAGUGCCUGAUGUUUGGGCCGAGCAGAAAUCGAUUACGCAUGACCGUGGUUCGACACGUGAAAUGGGCGGUGUGUGGGCACUAAUUGGAGCGUGGCAAUUGGUUCGAUUGCAACGGCGUGAGCCGCCAUGGAACGACUUGUCGUUGAGAUCGCCUUCUGUAAUUUUUCUGGAUCCUCCGAGAGCUUCGCUUUUUGUCUUGAUGUCCCAGGGGUCUAUGGUCUUUGUGUCUUCGAACAGAGGAGGAUUACUGGGUGGCCCGACUACUACUGCGUAAACGAACUGAGCGCAAUCACAACUUGAUGUACCGUCUCAUGUACCAUAGCUUAAGUAGCUCUACACAAGAAUUUAUCUACCAGACGUGUGCCCGU